GGGGUGGCUGCUGCAGGGGGCAGUUUUAGGCGGUUUGCCUCAGUUCCCUUUGGCAUGGAGCUGCUAGAGGAGAGGGGUUUACGGGAGGCUCCCGGGGCUGUCUCGUGGAAGGACGGUGAGAGCUUCUCACGGAGUCCGGGGGAACGCCUGGAUACGCACUUGGAUGUGGGGAGCAUUGCUUCAAGGAGGUGCCGAGGAACAAAGUUUCGCGCUGGGAAGCAGCAGCAGUACAGCUGACCAAGGGACCACAGCGGUGACUGCAGGAAAUUCCUAGUGAGAGAAACAGCCUUCUUUCCCACUGGACGAUGUGGAUUUUCAUCCCUGGACAUCCAAGAGAUAAAUGCAGCCAGAUGAAAUACGUGGCAGAGCGUCCCAUGCCGGGUGGGUGGGUUCCCCUGAGAAGGAAGUAAAGCCGGACGCCAGCAGUCAAGAUCCCGGCCAUGUUCGCGGUUUUGGUGGUGCUGUGUCAGCUGCAUGUGACGCUGCUCGCGUUUCCUCACUGCCCUGGGAGGUUAAAUCACUUGGAGCAGCCGGAAUGGAAAGAUGUGUUCACAUCUGUAAGGGAGGCCAAUUUAUUCAUCGGACGACAUCUUCUGAACAACAGAUUUGAUUUUGAAGCAUUCACAGCUGAUAACCUGGAAAGAGAAUGCUAUGAAGAAGUCUGCAAUUAUGAAGAAGCAAGAGAAAUUUUUGAAGACCCUGAUAAAACGAUGGAUUUUUGGAAAGACUAUUCAACUAAAGGACCUAAUAUAAAAAUAGGUGAUGAGGCACUACAGAAGAUCAAUGUCACAGGACUGCUCAUCAGCCUGGUUGCUGCUGGAGUCCUGCUGGUUAUAAUUGCUCUGAUUAUCUUCUACUGCUGCAAGAGCAGAUGCAAAUCAAGGCAACCACCAGGGUACUUGGGUUAUGUGAGGAGCAGACGACGGAAUUCAGCCAACAUCUUCAGGAGGCAUGAGGAGUUCUCCUUAAACCCCCUUCCUGUCCCAGCUGAGGAGUCAGGGCUGCCCACCUACGAGCAGGCAGUGACCUCUGAUGGUGUGCCCCCACCCCCUUACCCAGGGCCCCCCAGGCAUCCACGGUUCUUCCAGAAGUCCAUGUCCCUCCCUGGCCCCUAGGCACAAACCUCCUGCUGGGCCGGGGGGGGGUUGCUGGAACAUAACAUGCUUUUGAAAAAAGUGCGUGCUACCUUGCAUAUUGCAAGAUGAUUUACAGAAAUGUGAAAGAUCUUCUGGACAACGAGGAAGGAGUGAAGUUCCCAUUUGGGAAAAGGGACACGAAGGCUGCAGGACUGUUCUUUGCACAAAGGCACUGUGCCAAGAGGAGAGAAAAGAGCAAAUUUUGUACUGCUGCCCUCUUCCAUAUGAGCCAUCCCAUCAAACUAUUGAUGUUUCAUUAAUAGUUUCAUCUUCUUUUUCUUCAGAAAGAAGAGUAUUUUAAUUGCCCAUAUUGACACUAGCUAUUUUUUGUGACUUAAUAUUUUAAACCACCAUAAGAAGUCUAUUUUGUUGUUUGGCAAAUCCACUUCUUUGCUGGAUGAAUUUUCUAUUCAUUCUU
Messenger RNA from Passer domesticus (house sparrow), 1554 nucleotides. It is a transcript of the gene PRRG4, whose product is annotated as proline rich and Gla domain 4. NCBI's taxonomy places the organism in Eukaryota, Metazoa, Chordata, Aves, Passeriformes, Passeridae. Gene Ontology annotation, molecular function: calcium ion binding. The transcript is spliced from 9 exons. The record is from RefSeq and is a predicted model, not a curated record. Gene Ontology annotation, cellular component: extracellular region; plasma membrane. The coding region runs from base 441 to 1115 and encodes 224 amino acids.